AGCCAUGUCGGCUCAAGCCAUACGUUGGCUAUUUCUAUCGAGCUGGAGGUUCGAUGAAGGUUCGAUUGUCGACUAGCUUCGUCGUUGGAAGGCGGUUUAGCAUGAACCUUGCACGAACAGAAUGCGCACCAAUCGGGAGACACGGGUGACUUAAGAUAUGCUCGACCUAAACUGUUAUGCCCGACGUUUGAUCAUCUGUGUCGCCGUCGUCAGAUACGUCGCGACGGCUUCAGGCAAUGGGGAAACCGCAAAAGUUGCAGCCUGGGAGUUGCGCGGGCCAGUCCUGGAGUGGCAAGGAUUAGUGCCAGCGAUCAGGAGGCUUGGGGCGCUCGCCCGGAAUAGGACAGAGCGCCUUGCUUUGGGGGAUGAGGAUCAGUUUGAAGGUGGGCCAUUCUCCUUGUACCUUCCCCUCACCAGCAUUUCCACGGAUACACAGCAAGCAAGUGCAAACCCUAUCUUGUUGUUGCUUAUGGCCUUGAAGGUUUUCGCACCACCUGGAACGGAGACCGCCGAGUUUUGGGUACAAGACAACUCCGUUCAGACGCCACCGCAGCCGCACUGGGAUCACCUCACUUGGAUGCUCAAGCGACAAGGGCGCUUAGUCAUGCCUUUGGCAGCCUCAGUCCUCUUUCUUGGCGACCAUGGUACGCCCACAAUCGCCACCAGCAACCGCAUCCUCCCUGCCAUGACAGAUUCAGACCCGCUGGAGCAGAUCGACGACAAGCUUCGGUCCAUUUCGCCUGCGUCUUUGCGUGAGGCCUGGCUGCUUUUCCCGCAGCGCUUCCGGUAUCUUCUUUUUGACGGCGCGCUGCUGCACGGGGUGUUGGACCCUCGCUCCUGCUGCGAGGAGCUCGCCGGGCGCGGGGCCUCCAACUCCCAGGAACGCCGCCUCACGUUUUUGGUCAACUGGAUCGGAAAGAGCUCCCGGCCUGUGGCGCCAGCCACGUCUUUCCCCUUGGCGAGGAAGCUCAUAGAUGCAGCCCUCAUGGACAUCGAUUUCAGCCAGUUCCCCAAAGAGUCUUCGGCCUUGUCGUCGGUUGAGGGGCUGCCGGUGCAGGUGAUCCACCAUCCAGAGUGGGUACCAGGAGGCCGUGGGCGAUGCAAGGUCACGAUCAGACCGAACAGUGCGAUCCAGGAAGGGCGCAAGUUGGCCGCCUGGCUUCCAUGUCCUUCUGACGACCUCUCAGCCCACGCGUUGCACCAUGCCACGUGGUCUUCUGCAAGCGGCGGCGAGGGUUGCCCCCUGCAUCAGGCACCCGAGGAAGAGGAGGGGGGUACAUGCGACGCCCUUGUGACGGUCGACAGCUUGCCAGCAGCGCAGCACGCGCAGGGCCACUACUUGCGGCAGCUGUCUCUGGUGGGAGGCCGGCCGUGGUACAAAGGCCCCGCGCACCACUUCCUCUGGUUCUGCUGGGUGCUCGGCGAGUGGCUGCUGAGUACAAGCUCCCCUCGCGAAGCUGCCGAAGAGGGUGACGCGGGGGGAGACAUGUGCCCACGCUUCGCCAAUGCGCCAGGAGACGAUGUUCUUCCAUUUGAUACGGGCGCCAAGCCGUGGUAUCUCUGGUCCCCAGCGGAGGAGUCCUGGGUCAGUGCUCCGGGCAUAUCCGUGACAUGCCACCAGCCACAAAGCAACAACACAAUCAUGCCAGAUGUUGUGCACUCGGAGCUCUAGGAUAGAUGGGGCGCCCAAGAAGAUUCGCACCUCUUCUUGCUGGAACUCGUGCAAUUGUCUGACGUGUACGCCAAGCAUUCACUAGUGAGUAAAUAUUUGACCUGAAUUUGUCCAGCGCGAAAGCAAAAUUAUCUAGGUGCCUCGAUCUUUCCCGAAGUCGAUCGCAGCGCACCUUUGAGCAGAA
Molecule: messenger RNA, 1856 nt
Organism: Prorocentrum cordatum
Lineage: Eukaryota; Dinophyceae; Prorocentrales; Prorocentraceae
Source: the annotation of a GenBank genome assembly